CUCGGAAAGAGUCUUAAAUUGCACCUGAGCUUAGUAGCUGGUGCAGUAAAGCAGGUAUAGACCCAAACCGGGCUUUUGUACUGCAUAAUGUUCCUACUGACUUUGAUUUAUCAGACAUUGAAGAGACUGCUCAGUCAGUGAAAGCUUUUGGAAGAGUAAAAGUGAGAGACAGACUAACAGACACCCAGACAGGCAAUAACCUUGUGCUCUGUGAAUGCCGUCAAGAUAUUCAGCCAGACCGCAUACCACCGCAUGUGCAGCCAUUGAACGGAGGUCCUGUCUGGAAGAUUUCCCUCCUCACUGAAUCUGCGAGGUCAGCUGAUGACUUCUCAGCCAAGCUUAAGAAACUAAUGGUAGAAGAAGGCAAAACAACUGAUGAUGUUAGUGCCUUGCUGUCUACUGAAACCCCACAGGAAAACUCCCCUGAAUCCAUCAUUCGGGCAGUCGGAGACCUGUUAGCAAAAACUAUGCGACCUACCAGUGAGAAUACUGCAUCUCGACAUCUGCGGACAUUCUCUGGCCAGUCUCCUACUCCGGCAGGUGAAGAGAGCCUUGAUAGCUGGGUUGAGCAGGCUCGCCUGAUGAUCGAAGAUUGCGACUGCUCUGAGAGAGAGAAGCGAAGGAGAAUAGUUGAGAGCCUAAAGGGACCAGCGUUGGAGAUCAUCCGAGCUGUACGGCGAGAUAACCCUGAUGCUAGCCCAGAGAGCUAUGUAGAGGCUCUAGAAAGUGCAUUUGGAUCCCUGGAGUCAGGUGAAGACUUGUACCUCGCCUUCAGGAGCCUGGGUCAACAGCGAGGAGAAAAGCUGUCAGACUUCCUGAGAAGGUUGGAACGCUCUCUGACCAAAGUAAUGCAGAGAGGGGGUCUCCCUAGCCAUCGAGUCGACCGUGCACGUACUGACCAGCUUAUACGGGGUGCAACUGAGUCAGAGAUAAUGUUACUGCAGCUAAGACUCAGAGAAAGGAAAGAGGAGCCACCUACUUUUCUGAAACUGCUCAGUGAGAUUCGAGAAGAAGAAGACCAUGCAAGAGCAAGGCAUGAGUCAAAAGCCACAGUUAGACAAGUGAAAGUUGGCGAAGAGACAAAAGCCAAAUCGACAGAGGUUCAAGAGCUCAAAGCCAAGAUCAAAGAGUUACGCUCUGAGCUUAAAGAGUUAACAAGCAAGCGCUCAGAGGCCGAGCUAAUGUUGAAACAAACCAAGAAAGCUACUCGGAGCCCUUCGUAGGAGC
Messenger RNA from Oreochromis niloticus (Nile tilapia), 1227 nucleotides. Its product is annotated as paraneoplastic antigen Ma1 homolog. Lineage: Eukaryota; Metazoa; Chordata; Actinopteri; Cichliformes; Cichlidae. The transcript has a single exon. The record is from RefSeq and is a predicted model, not a curated record. The coding region runs from base 351 to 1223 and encodes 290 amino acids.